Sclerotinia sclerotiorum 1980 UF-70 is the source of this 1569-nucleotide messenger RNA. RefSeq lists its product as hypothetical. The record is from RefSeq and is a predicted model, not a curated record. Bases 1 to 1569 code for a protein of 522 amino acids. The transcript is spliced from 2 exons. Gene Ontology annotation, biological process: positive regulation of DNA-templated transcription, elongation; regulation of transcription by RNA polymerase II. Gene Ontology annotation, molecular function: cyclin-dependent protein serine/threonine kinase activator activity. Gene Ontology annotation, cellular component: nucleus; cyclin/CDK positive transcription elongation factor complex. NCBI's taxonomy places the organism in Eukaryota, Fungi, Ascomycota, Leotiomycetes, Helotiales, Sclerotiniaceae.
AUGACCACCGCAGGUCCAUAUCUUGUCGCAGAUUUUGAAUUCCCGGGUGAUCAUUCAAACCGCAUUCGACCUCCCUCUUCUUGCACAUCAACUAUAACCGAAAAAUACAUACCACCGGCAGUUCCUUCGCCUCCGCGAUUUUCGAACCAUCAUUUAUCUCCCGAACAGCCACUUCGUCGAACGAAGCACGCAUUAAUACGAGAAAUGCCGAGCAAGAUGAUUGAUCAAUGGACCUUUACUGAGGCGGAGCUUAAAGCGACUCCCUCCAUUUUGGAAGGCCUCUCGCCCGAGGAGGAACGCACUCGCAGAGCAAAAGGAGUUUCUUUCAUGUCAUCAAUUGGAAACAUGCUACACAUUCCCAUGACCACUGAAAUUGCAGCGACGGCUCUAUUCCUGGCGACGAAAACUGAAGAAACCAUACGAGGAACGAAACUUUUCAUUUUCGCUUGUAUUAAGGUUGCUCAGAAGAAUCCGAAACUCGAAGUUGAUGCCAGCUCUAAAGAGUACUGGCGUUGGCGUGACAGUAUUCUUAUGUAUGAGGAACUUAUGCUGGAAUUAUUAUGUUUCGACCUUUCUGCGACAUCUCCACUGAAAUACCUGGUGAACUUCUUUGAGGAAUUUACACAUGUUGGUAUUGAGUCUGCAAUUAUCAAAGAACUCCGGAAUUACACAUGGGCAUUAAUCUGCGACACACAUCAUUCAACAUUAGGUCUCACGACAAGUGCCAGGACCAUUGCGAUUACAACUCUUUUGUUUGCAGCGACUGCCAAAAAAGUUGAAAUACCCCGAAUAAAUGGCAGAGAUUGGUGGGAGCACCUUGGGGGCACUGAACCUAAGAUUGUUGAAGCUGGGCUUAUUUUACAUAAAUUCCUAAGCAAUAGUCCUUUUCAGAUCACGGAUCAAGACCAGCCCGGAAAUACGGCUGCCAAAUAUUUACAUGCUUCGAGUGGGAAAGAGGAACUGAACGGUGCUGGUCCUGCUGGAAACCCGGAGCAGGCUCAGAAGGAAAAUGGAAAUGGCUAUGUCCAUGGGAAUGGCACAAAUGGUUCGGAUAAUAACUCCCGGUCAGAUCCUGAUGCCCAUAAAGAUCAACCAACUGAAAAGACGGAAAAUGGACAUUCAGAUAGCAAGCCACCCAACUUUUUAACGACUGAUGGUGCUCAACCUUCGCCUACCUCUGGAACAGAUGAUGCUCCUUUAAAAGCAGCAGCCAAUGAUCUUUCAAGCCACGACCAAAUUAAUUCCUCAAAUGAUUCUUCGUCAAAUAUCGAUCAUGACAUGAAAACGAGCCCGAAACGCAAGGCAGAUGAACAAAUAGACGAGGCACCGCUAGCAAAGCGAGCAAGAACACAAGACACUAGCUCUGAAACUCUUGCGGAUGUCUCCGAGCCUCCAAAUGAGGACAAAACAGUGCCGGACGAGAGCCAAGAUACUACACAAAAUGAUAAGGAUGAUGCUCAAAAAGAUGUUGAGCUUGAUUCCGAACUUGAACCUAAAACUGCUCCUGCCGAAACUGAUGGUGGCAUUGACGCGGAGGAGCAGCAUGAAGAAGGAGAGUUGGAGCAAUAA